Molecule: messenger RNA, 2247 nt
Organism: Phlebotomus argentipes
Lineage: Eukaryota; Metazoa; Arthropoda; Insecta; Diptera; Psychodidae
Product: protein takeout-like
Exons: 4
Coding region: 1348-2097 (249 amino acids)
Source: RefSeq, a predicted model, not a curated record
GACGUUUGUGUUUACUUUUUUCGGAGGAAAGUGUAUUGCUUGCUUAAUUUACGCAAUUUUUGCGCUUUUUUUUACUGCAGAUAAGCGCAACAACGCAUUGUUUAGACAGUCUUGUGAUUGUCAAGUGGUUACCAUGGAUAAACUGCUGAGAAACUGCUUAGAUACAUUGUAUCUGCCGUCAUUUCUCAAUAAAUCCGGUAUAUAUUACGCAAGAGGGUGUUACUGCUCAAAGACACACUGCGUCUGUCAACAUCCGGAGGAGAGACAGUCUGGAGUAAGUGAUUUCGUGAAGCUCCAUGUCCAGCAAGAGUGUAGUGCCUUGAAGAGCAGCACAAUUAAGGAUUGUAGUGAGAAGAGCUUCACAGAUCAGAGACAGAUAUACGAAGACAUCCGGGAAAGGCGAUCCAAAAGGAGUUUGAGUAAAGACUCUCGCUCUCAAUUUGUUCAAUCUGAGGACAGCAGUGGGAGAAAUUGGGGAGAUAAUGCCAUUCUGGACAGUGAACUAGACUUCGAUACACUUUACGAGCUGUGCGAAUUCCGAGAGAGAAAUUCCGCAGAGUGCAUGAGUGCGUCAAAUCGCUUGCGGUAUCGCAGGAGGAAUCGGAAUAAAUUUGGUGGCGUAGGUCAUAAAUGUCUCCACAAGUACCAGAUGAAUGAGAAACUGCAGCCCGUGCCACGAUUAGCGAGUAGCCGUGGAGAGAGUUUGUGCGAAAUUUGCGGAGGCAUUUCGCAGUACCUGAGAGAGCACACGGUGAACGAAAUCAUUGCAAGAGAUCCUCAUCUGGGUGGCAAAGACGCACCCAUAGUGGUCGUGGAGGUGCCCAGAAAGGUCUGAAAUCUCUGAACGGCUUGAACUUCCCGCGGGAGCCUUGACUUGAGGUUGACCACACAGCACUGAGCAUUUUCCGGUGGAAUUUCACACAUCUCAGCGACACUGAUGAUCUGUUGAGGCGAGAAGAAAACAGCCAUCCAAUGUGCUAAGGUUGAAAAUGUACUGGGAGGAAUGAAUGAAUUGCGUGUAUUGUUGAUCAGCGACGUACUCCAUAUAAAUACCGCGGUUGGCCUUUGUGGGAGAAACAGUCUGCAACUGACCACGGAGGAGUCACCAGAGUUGAGAGUCGUCCAAGUAGUGGAAAAGGCCACAGGUGUGAAAUUUUUGUGAAGCCAAUCAACCAGUGCUCGUGUUGAGAGUAAAAGUGAUAGUUUUUUUUGUUCGUCUCUAGCGUGACCACGAAUAAAAGACACUGAGCGCGGAGAUAAUUGCAAUUGAGUCAUAAAUAUAUUUGGUGUGUUUUGUCGAAAAAGCGGAGAUUUCACCGUCAAAAAGAGGCACAUAAGGAAGGAAAGAUGCAUAAAUCAAACAGUUUAAUUUUGUUAACAGUAAUUGGAUUAACACUGGGCAAAGAAUUGCCGGACGGAUUCAAGCGGUGCCGAAGGAACGACCCGAAAUUGGGACAGUGUCUCCUGCAGGCCGUCACAGAUGUUCUGCCACAGAUGAAAAAUGGCUUGCCGGACUUUGGAAUCCCCUCGAUUGACCCGUUGGCCAUCAAUGCGUUGACCAUUCAACAGGGCAAGAAUUCACCGAUCAAUCUGAAGCAGGACUUCAAGAACAUCCAACUAUCGGGCAUUUCGGAGACGCGACUGACCAAGUACAAUCCGGAUCUCAACAAUUACAUCCUCAGGUGCGAUGGCUUGACGCCUCGAGUGGACUUUGUGGGUGAUUACACGAUGGACGGGCGCAUUCUGUUGCUGCCAAUUACCGGCAAGGGCAAGGCAAAUAUCACCAUGGUGGGCCUGAAGACUGUGCAUGAACUCAUCGGCGAGCCCAUCAAGAAGAAAGGCGAGGUGUACAUACGGUUCAAGGAGUACAACAUCAAAUUGCUGCCGAAACGGGUUUACCUCAACUUUGAGAAUCUCUUCAACGGCGACAAAGUGCUGGGCGAAAAUAUGAACAGAUUCAUGAAUGAGAACUGGGAGUUGAUCUUCAACGAGCUGAAGGGUGGCUAUGAAGACACUUUCAGCUAUGUGUUCAAAGAUGUGACCAACAAAAUUUUCACCAAAGUACCAAUGAACAAGAUAUUCCUCCUCGACGAGUGACCACUGGCAGCACGACUUUGUUUUUUAGUUGUAAUAAAAGACAAAUAAUUUGGUAUAGAGUUAAAUAUUUUAAGACACUCGCUGUACAUAAUUUGUGCUGUAGUUUGGAAAUAAAGUCUCUAUGAGUGAACUAUCCAAUGUGAGACUGGA